AUGGCUACCGCCCUAGCGGUUUCUUUCUCCAAGCAACGUCGUGGGACCGUUGGUGGGCGUUUGAGGCGUCAAAAUGCGACUGGUCGAUUUAACGAAGAACUAAAUCAAUGUGUAGAUGAUAUGGAAGAGAAUUCUGAAUCGACUGGUCGAUUUGUACGGCAUUCCAGUCGUUUGGCCAAAAGAUCUGGCCAAUUUUCGACCAAAAGUGCAGGUAGGCCGAAAGGUGAAGUCGACCCGACAUUGAAGCGAGCACGUCGAUCAGCACGGCACGCUACAACUUCAAAUCAGAAUUUUUUGGAAUCUACAGAGUCUUCUGAAUAUUCUACGUCAAUUUCAACUCAUCCUGAAGCCGCAGCGUCAUCUUCUGACUAUGUUUCAAACCAACAUCUUCAAUAUCAACCAUCCGGCCAUUUUUCCGAUCAAAAAACUCGAAUUGGUCGAUCAAGCGUAACUUCAACAGACGCCCAAGACAUUUCAACAGAAUCCUCAAUCAAUUCCAGCCAAUGUAGUCAAGUUUCAGUUCAGUAUGAUGAGUUAGAAGAAGGUUACAGCCGUUUGAACGAAGGAAAUUUGGAAAAUUCUGGAAAUUUCGAUGUUGAUUUAGUUGGAUUUCGAGGGAAAAGCGGACUGUUAUUGGGUGAAAAUGGAGUUUUGAAGAGUAAAAAUGGUCAAUUAUUAUGUAUUAUUUGUGGUCGAGAUGGAGCUGGCAAACACUACGGCAUUCAAUCUUGUUUGGGGUGAGUUAUUUGAUAUUGUAAUAGGUUUUGUGGGUAUAGGCGUUAGGUUUUGCGUUUUUUUGAUGGCUUGUUGGAUUGAAAGACUGUUGAAUUAUAUAUCAUAUGAAAGCUAAAAUUCUGGAGAUUUUAGAAUUUAGAAGAAACUUUCUUUACAGUUCAAAAAAUUGGUUUUUCGAAUAAAAAAUGGCCGAAAAAGGGUAAAAAUUCCCAUUUUUUGUUGUUUUUGCGUCCUUUAGGUUAUUUUUGAUAAGUUUAGGUAUUUGAUUCACAACAAUAUGUUAAUUUAGGUAUUUAAAAUUGACUUUGCUUUACGUUUUACCUAAAAUUAAGUUAGUUUUCAAGUUAUAGACGAUUUAAACAUGAAGAAACCGUUAUCAACUUUUUACGUUCCUUUUUUUCCGAAAACACACGUGGUCUGACGGCAGUUUCACUAAAGUUUUAAGUCAAUAUCACACUUGAAGUGACUGUUUUGAAAAUAAUAGAUUACUACAAAGCAUAAUAUGCCUGGAAUACCGCAUCAGGAAGUAUUUUACAUAUAUCGAAUGACUUUUAUUAAAAAACUUUUUUAAUUUACUGUUGUUAAGGUUAGCCAUAGCUGUAGCAAAAACGCUAAUCUAAGCCUAAACCCUGGCCUAAGAGCCCUAGCCCAGAGCCCUAGCCUAAGUCAUAGCCUAAACCAUAACCUAUGGUCUCACCUAUGCCCUAGCCUAACAACCAGCUCUAGCUUUGCUUUAACAAUAGCCCUAACUCGCCGUGUCAUUGCAUUAGGGGUCUAAUUCUAGUCUUAGUAAAAGCCCUAGACAAGGUCUAGCCUGAUCCCUGGUCCUUGCAUCAGCACUAGCCCUAGCCAAAGCCCUAGCCUCACUAUUAGUCACCAGAGCUCUGUUUCUUGUCUUUGCACGCGUCCUAGCUAAAUAAUCCGUUUAGCUUUACCAAAGUCUUACCCUAGCCAAUCCCCUCCCCUACUUUACACCACCCUACCCUUCCAAAUUUUAUUUCAUCUUGUCAUCAAAAACUACAAUUUUUAAACUUCCGCUUCAACAAUUUCAAGAAAUAACUUAUCAUCAAUGUUUUUUGAUUCGUGUUUCUAGUUUGUGGCCUCGGGCGAUCAGUGAGUGUUCAAUACUUUGCAAGACAAAUAACAUAUUGUUUUCGAGUUCAACAACCAAUUACGUAGUCAUUUGUCACAUUUUAACGAAGAAAGAUACUUUUAAGGUUAAUGAAAGUGCAUUUUUAGUGCGUUUUGCAAAAAUUUCAAAAAUUUAAAAAUUUUUAAAUUUAAAAGUUUCGAAAAUCGUGUUUUUUAACUUAAAAAACCUCAAAACGGGGUCUUUUAGCAACUUUAUACUUAAAAACUCAUAAAUAAUAUAAUCUUUAUACCUAAAACAUCAAAAAUUUUAAAAUUUGGCUUAAAUUUUAAAAAUUUCAAAAAUUUUUUUAAAAUUUAAGAUUAUCAAAAAAAUUUAAAUUUUAUAAAAUUUCGUUCUAGAUGCAAAACCUUCUUCCGACGAGCAGUAAUCCACAAUCGACGAUACUUCUGCGACAAUAACUUGGAAUGUGACGCGAGAGAAAAGAAGAGCCGUGGGCCAUGCGCAGCCUGCCGCUUACAUCGAUGUUUUAUGGCUGGAAUGACAAAAGAAGGUAAUUUUAACAUUUUUUAAUUUUAUAUGUUUGCAUUUUAAUUAUUUUUCUUUAGUUUUUGAAGCUUGAAACGGAAGGCCGAUUUUGGCGGGAAACUUGAAGUUUGAAUUUUUUGUUUUUCGGUAUUAAAAUGAAAUUUUAUGGCUUAAUUUAAGCGUUUUAUAGGUUUUUACUAUUGUAUUUUAUCUAUUUCAUUAUUGUUUUACAACUUUAAAAGAUUAAAACAUAAUGACAAUUUUGGCGCGAAAAAUAAAAUUUGAAUUUUUUAGGUAUUAAAAUGCAAUUUAUGUAAUGGCUUAAUUAAGAAAAUUUUUGAUUUUUGCAAUUGUAUUUUACCUUCUUUAUUAUUUUUUUACAAUUAUAACAGCUUUAAACACAAUGCCAAAUUUGGCGGGAAAAUGAAAAUUUGAAUUUUUAUGAGAUUUUUAGAUAAAAUAAUUCAUUUUAUAACAGCAUAAUACACAAUAGUAUCAGAUUUAUAAUUUUUUUACAAUUAAAAUAACUUUAAACACAAUGCCAAAUUUGGCGGGAAAAUUUAAAAUUUGUAUUAUUUGCCGUUUUCUAAUAAAUUAAAGUUCCACUUUUUUACAGCCCUAAAAGGAAAACGUGAUAUAAUACCACUCAAACCCAAAACUCGUUCAAAACGACAGUCAUCAAAUGAAGAAAAUGUCACUCCAUCGCCUGUACAGACUCCAAUUGAAGUGAACAUACCAUUAGAUUUGAAUAAUCUGAUCGACCCGUUGACUGAAUUGGAUUACCGUACUCGAGAGAACAAGCUACAGAGAUUCGAUUCCAUGACAAGAGCUAGGAAGUUGUCAUGCGAUUUGACUGAUAAUGUAAGUGAGGGCUGGUAGUUUAGAUGUUUGGUAUAUGAUGAUAGAUUGUAAAUGCUAAGAGUAUGGUAUGGCUAGUAUUGGGUAGGGGUUGGCUAAGGUUACUUUAGGACCGAUAUAGAGAAAGGUAGAGUUGCUGCUUAAUUACAAUAGGUCUAUGAAAGGUUUGUGUUAGAAAUAACAUAGGGCCUGAUUGAGUAAGGUUAUGUUAAGAUACUGUAACGCUAGGCUAUUGCAAUGGUAGGCCUUAGUUAUGGUAAAUCAGAGUAGGGUAAGGGCAAGUGCAGGGUAGGGCAGUGAAGGGUAAUGUACAGCAAGGUAGGGUAGGUAAGGUAGAGUAGGGUAGGGUAGGGUAGGGUAGGGUAGGGUAGGGUAGGGUAGGGUAGGGCAGGGCAGGGCAGGGUAGGGUAGGGGUAGGGUAGGGUAGGGUAGGGUAGGGUAGGGUAGGGUAGGGUAGGGUAGGGUAGGGUAGGGUAGGGUAGGGUAGGGUAGGGUAGGGUAGGGUAGGGUAGGGUAGGGUAGGGUAGGGUAGGGUAGGGUAGGGUAGGGUAGGGUAGGGUAAGGUAGAGUAGGGUAGGGUAGGGUAGGGUAGAUUACAAUCCUCUAUUAAAGUUAUUACAGUACCCUCCAUUUGCAUACUUCACCGGCCUUCGAAUUGUGGAUACUGUAGAAUUGGCGGCUCUAGCAUCGGUUGAAAUGUACGCUAUGGUAGAAUGGGCGGAUGGGUUAUCAUUCUUUCACAAUUUAUCAGUUUCUCACCGUGCAGCCGCGUUAAGAAGAUACUCUGUUUAUCAACUAGUAAUCGAAACGGGUUACUGUACAGCUGUGUCACAGUAUGACGAUGUUUGGAUGAUGCCGAAUGGCACUUGUAUGCCACGGGAUGUCGCUUUUUUGCCCGAGGAAAGUCAGGUAGGGUAAUAUUGUUGUUUUUAGGUAAUAAACUUAGAAAUUGCAAGAACUUUCUUUACAAAAUGAAAAAUGGCAAGAACUUUCUUUACAAAUUGAAAAAUGGCAAGAACUUUGUUUACAAACUAAAUAAUGACUAGAACUUUCUUUACAAAACUAAAAAUGGCAAAAUUUUUCAGUACUGUUGGGAAUUUUGAACGUAUUUUACAAAAAAAAUUGUAGAAAAUAGUGAACCCAGACCGGGCAUGGCGUCAAGAAAAGCUGUACAACCAGAUGACCAACAGUUGUAUCGAUGACGUCGCUAUGCCGAUGAGACGGCUCAACAUUUUACCUCAGGAGCUAGCAACACUAAAAGUGAUCGUAUUCUGUCAGUCUUGUAACUUUGUUUGUCGAGAACUAUUUGAAAGCGGAUGUGAUGUACAAAGCAGUUUGGGCUACAUAGAAGAGUUCAAGGAUAAGGUCAUUAAAGACUUGUUUUGCUUUUAUCAAAUCAGCCGAAUGGAGAAUUAUGAAGGUAAGGAUAUACCUUGCCUUGCCUUGCCUUGCCUUUGCUCUGCCUUUUCCCUGCCUUUUUCCUGUUUUUGCCCUGCCUUUGCCCUGUCUUAUGUCUGCUUUUGUUCUGCCUUGCCUUUCCCUGCCCUUCUUUGAUUUCCCCUUGAACUGCAUUGUCUUACCAUAGUCAUGCCAUGCUCUAGCUUCCUGUACCUUGCUCUGUCUUUGACCUACCAUGCUGAAUCUACCCUACCCUACCGUGUCUUAUCUUUGCUUUCUCUUACGUAUCAAACUUACCGUACCUUUAUAUUUAUUUACUGUACAAUUUUAGAAAGAUUCGGCAAUUUACUACUAAUCGUAUCUGGUAUUGUAUCAACAGCCACAUUCCUACGAGAAAGCUACCAAGUAAUGCGAGUGUUCGGCAUCGUUUUGUUUGACAAUUUUACUGAAAAACUUCUAUUUUCUGCUGAAUCUGACGGUUUUGUUCUGUAA
This is a messenger RNA of Bursaphelenchus okinawaensis, 5101 nucleotides long. The record is from the annotation of a GenBank genome assembly. NCBI's taxonomy places the organism in Eukaryota, Metazoa, Nematoda, Chromadorea, Rhabditida, Aphelenchoididae.